Messenger RNA from Fundulus heteroclitus (mummichog), 2946 nucleotides. It is a transcript of the gene rnf144b, whose product is annotated as ring finger protein 144B. Gene Ontology annotation, cellular component: ubiquitin ligase complex; cytoplasm; mitochondrial membrane. Gene Ontology annotation, biological process: positive regulation of proteasomal ubiquitin-dependent protein catabolic process; protein polyubiquitination; ubiquitin-dependent protein catabolic process. Bases 359 to 1354 code for a protein of 331 amino acids. NCBI's taxonomy places the organism in Eukaryota, Metazoa, Chordata, Actinopteri, Cyprinodontiformes, Fundulidae. Gene Ontology annotation, molecular function: zinc ion binding; ubiquitin protein ligase activity; ubiquitin conjugating enzyme binding. The transcript is spliced from 8 exons. The record is from RefSeq and is a predicted model, not a curated record.
GGCUCGCCCUGCAGGAGCAGUCGCGAGCUGCGAGCUGAGGGGAGAGAGCUGCGCGGAGCUUCCUGGAUGGGCUCAGAGCGCUGAGCCACAGCGCCCGCACGGAGACGGGCCUGACGUGACGGGAGGACGCCGGGGGCAGCUGCGAUGUUUUUAUCCUGUCAUCCGCCUCAGCCUCUGUGAGGAAAAUACCGCGUCCGAGCGAGCCGCUGCGGGAUCUUCAGCUGCUACCAGCUGGUCACGGCGGAGACGGACUCUUCAACAACUGAUGUGUCUCUAACAACACACUGCGGCUGCGGAUCUGGAACCAAGCUGCUCCCACACCUUAGGCAAAGGAUCAUGACGACCGUAAAUCAUCUGCAUGGACAGACCUAGAAACAUCCGGACUCCUCUCCCCCUGCCUCACCCCACCAUGGCCAGCAGGAGUCCCACUAUUAACCUGGAAUCUAGGGAUUCGUCAUCGGUGGUUCUGGAUGCCCCUGCUGAUCCUCAGAGUGGUCAGGAUGUCUUCUGCAAGCUGUGCCUCAGCCUGCAGCCGCCUGCAGCCACCAGGGAACUGCAGAGCUGCAAGUGCAUGUUCUGCACAGCGUGCUUGCAGCAGUAUGUCCAGCUAGCCAUAAUGGAGGGUGGGGGGGCUCCGAUCACCUGUCCAGAUAUGGCUUGCCCUAAAAGUGGAGUGCUGCCAGACUCUGAGAUUGCCAGUUUGGCGGCUCCACAUCAGGCGGAGCUAUAUCAGCGUCUGAAGUUUGAGAGAGGAGUGAAGCUUGACCCUAGCAAAGCGUGGUGCCCGGUGCUUGAAUGCCAGGCGGUGUGCAGCGUACAGGCGAGCAGCGAGGGCCGACCUGCUGCCGUGGCCUGCCCCACCUGUCACACGGUCUUCUGCUCCAGCUGCAGAGCCUCCUGGCUGGACGGCCACACCUGCCAUGAGCGCCAGCCCAUGAUACCGCCCUCGCUGUUUGAUGAAAGCAGUGACGCGGACGUGUCCAUCAAGCAGUGCCCGAUGUGUGGCGUGUACAUCGAGAGGAACCAGGGCUGCGCGCAGAUGCUGUGUAAGAGCUGCAAGCACACUUUCUGCUGGUACUGUCUGCAGAACCUGGAUGGGGACAUCUUCCUGCGGCAUUAUGAUAAGGGCCCGUGCAGGAACAAGCUGGGACACUCCAGGGCCUCGGUUAUGUGGAACAGGACGCAGGUGGUGGGCAUCCUAGUGGGGGUCAGUAUCAUUGUGCUGGUGACUUCUCCACUCCUACUGCUGGCCUCGCCCUGCAUCUUGUGCUGCAUGUGCAAGCCCUGCAGCAGAAAGACGAAGAAGAAGAAGAGGAAGAAAGACCCCAGCCUUCAAGACCCCUCAUCAUCAUAGCAGCUUGAGCUCCCAUGUGCCUGUACCAGGAUAACUCUGCUGGCCUAACGAACACCAUAGAAAGUGCAAAGUGCUGGAAGAACUUUGGAAACAACGUUUUUUUUCCUCUCUCUCUCUCUCUCUCUCUAAAGACUGCAGGCUGCCUUGAUAAAUAAGUACAGACUAAUCUCAAAAUUCAGCCAGACAGCUGUCCAGAGAUCACUCUGUUUCAGUUGUGAAUACGUGGAAUGUGAGUCCCUCUCCUUUGCAGCGGUUACUUUCCGACGCGUAGCGGCCUAUACCCGGACGGCUGGGACUUGAAGGUUGUCCUGCACAGGGCUCUCUUUCUUCAACACUCCUCUGUACGCACACGCAUAUCCAGUUCAAAGUGCAAAGCCACCCUCAUGUGCCAAACAUCAUGAUGCCAAAACAGAGACGUUAAGGGCUCAAGUGCCUCUCUAUACAGUUCUGGGUGCUUGGUCCAUAUUUCCUUUGCCUUCCAUUCUACCUAUAUCUUAUGCAAAAAAAGCACUCUGAAAAUUGAAUACAGUCGAAAUCGCACAGGGCUGGAGACCUUUAGAUAAUGUAAAAUGUUCUUUAUUAAUGGGUAAAGGCAAAUGGGAUGACAUUUGCGCUUUAAAAUCUGUAUAGAGGUAAGACAUAGUGGGGCUUUAGUGGUGCCUCUUGAUCUGUAAAUGUCUGUUUCCACCUGGUUUAUGUUCCAGACCAAAGGCUGUAAUAUGAAACCUGUACUUUGCAAAAAAAAAGUCUUAAUUUAAUAUUUAUGAUUUUUCUGUCUAUUAUGUCAUUUCUACGUUUGUGUUGGACGUUUCAGCAUUUUCUAAAACACACCAUUACAAAUAAAACGCUAAAAGUGUAAAGGUUGCUUCGGAUGGUAUGUUCCUCAGUGCUUUCCUUCUAGGGUUUUUUUUAAUAUACAUUUUUUUGUAACAGAACAGAAGGGAAGAGAGACCAAAAACACAGCCACACUGUAUGUUAGAAAAGAAACGUGCUCUAAAUGUCCAAGCAUGGUCCAAAAUCUCCUCAAUGGCAGGCUUACUUCCUGGAUUGUUCUGUAUUGACUAAAUGGGACAAGAAAUCUGAUCAACUGGGACCAGAAUGUCCCAGUUAAAAGUCAUCUACACAGCAGGAUGCUGCCACCGAGGCUCAUGUGUUCUACUGUUUGUUUCCCGCCACACAUCCAUUUGCAUGUAUGUUAGAUGAAAUGGGGGUCUGCAUUGAUGUGUUGACAUAUUUAGAUUUUUUUCACCCAUUAAAUCUCUUCAUACACCUAACUUCAUAUUCUAUUUUCAUAUCCAUUCCAAUAUGGGAAUAUGUAUGGGAAUAUUCUUAUAAUUGCCUCAUAGAGACACCAUCAAAAGGAUUGUGCAUCUCAGAUCCUUUUUUAACCCCUUUCCUGUGCAUACCAUAAUAAGCUGAAAGUAGCAACAUGAUACUGAUCCAUUCUUUAUGCUGGGUGCCCCUCUUUUCCCAGUGUGUUGUCCAUGUGUUCAACAACUCGGACGUUUCCACUUAAUAUCUUGUUGGAAGAUAUUAAUGCAAAGUAGAGCCUAAUUCUGAAAUGAAAAGUGGUGACGCACAGCUUUUGAAAU